Nomia melanderi (Alkali bee) is the source of this 2132-nucleotide messenger RNA. RefSeq lists its product as uncharacterized. NCBI's taxonomy places the organism in Eukaryota, Metazoa, Arthropoda, Insecta, Hymenoptera, Halictidae. The record is from RefSeq and is a predicted model, not a curated record.
AAUUUAUGUAUAACAUACAUUUUCCAAUGUUCAAAGAUAGUUCUUAAAAUUACUCUGUUAUGAAAAUUAAUGUGUGACCUUUAAAUAAAAAUAUACAUUAAAUAAAGAAAUUGUUAGUUUAUAAGUAACUAACUCUUAAAGUCCUUACUUUUUAAAAUCUUGAUUAUUGACAUCUAUAAUAUCAUCACUGUAAAUUGUAUUUUGCAUAAUCUUCAUUACAUUGUUAUAUUUAAUUAAUGGAUUUUGGGGUAUAGCACGUUUGUACCAAUAAUGUAGUGAUUGCAGUUCCAAAUUAUACAUGUAGUUUUUAUUUGUUGUUCGUUCCAUUAUUUUAUUAUUUAAAUAAUAUUUUCAAUAACACAUAAAUUAAAUUAUAUGCAAUAGAACAUGUUAAAUAGUGUAUGUUAUAUAAAAUAUUUGAUGAUGUAAGUUACCUAUAUACUUAUGUAGGUCAUAGAAUUGAAGUAUUACAAAUGUAAUGGAAUAAUAAGAAAUAUGUAUUCAUUUAUUUCUGAAUUAAUAUUUAAUUUAUUAAAUUGAAGUCUAAAAGGAACAUAUACUGUCUAUUUGUUUCUAUAUUCUUAUAUAUUAUCAUGUACUUUCCAAAUAUGAAAAAGACAUUCUAUAAUACAAAUGCAUAAUGUAAAUAUGUAACGUAAUAUAAAUAAAUAUUUUAUAUCCAAGGCAUGACAAUCAUACACAAAAAAAAAUUUUUUUAAACGAGAAAUGCUACCAACACGCUACCGGAUGACAAUCUUAACAGCUAUAUGUAUUAAAAAUUGAUUAAAGUUUGUAAUAAUUAUAUAAGUUUUAUAAUAAUUUUUGAACUAUAAAGUAAUGAAAUUAAUUUUUACUCGUAAAUAAGAGAAAAUAUAACAAAAUAUUUGUAUCAAGUGUAAGUAUAACCUCAAUUAAAAACAACAAAAAGAUAUGGAUGUCGAAAUUUUGAAAUCAAUAUUAAAUAGUUGUGAAACUGCCACAAAAGAUCUUGAAAAAUCAGAGGACUAUCAAAAAUUAGUCAAUGAAGACAAAUUUAUACCAACAUCUAGUAAUAUAUUUAACGCAUUAUGUUUAUCUUUCACAAAUUUGUUAUGUUACAAAGUAUCAAGGGAAGCUUAUCAACGUUACACCGUAAGAUUUAAUGUAAUUGAUGUACUGCGAGAUUGUUGUAGGAUUACUGAGGCCUUUAACAACUUUAAUGUUUUUAUAGAUGGAAACCAAACGUCUACUUUUCUUAGAACUCUGUUGGACAAAUAUUUAACAAAUGAUUUUUUAGAUACUUGUGAUUCAACAGAAAAUGUAUUACCAUUGUCUAGUGCCUUAAUCAGCUUAACAUCCGUAGAUUCAUAUUAUAAGUAUCAUGUGGAAAGACUGCUUCUGAAACUUGCAGAAUUAUCUUGUAAUGCAGAACAAUCCUGUGAUGAAAGUGAACGACUAUUAUGUUAUGCUGUGCAAAAGAAAUCCAAUUUGAAUCUUGAACUCUCAACAGUAGAGAAUAUAUAUAAGUCACAAAGAUGCAAAUUAAUAGAACAACCAUUGCUAUAUCAUUUUAUGUCAUCUUGUACUAAUUUAAAUAAAGAUGAAAAGUGUGAUGAAAUUGAGAGUGUAAAUUUGUUGGAUCAAUUGAUUGAAUUCAUUAGUGUAUCUCCAUAUAUUUUUCUUCUAGUAUGUGCGUUUUUAAAAGAAUUAUUUGUACAUUUAGAUCAUUGUCCCAUAGUCGUAAGCUUUAUACAGUUAAUUUUACAUAGCGUGAAGGAGUCUUGUGAAAAUCUAAGUAAAGAUAUUUUAGAUUUAUAUCCAAGAAAGUUCCAAUCUAUAGUGAUUUUGUUACGAAUAGAACCAAUAUAUCAUACAGAUGAAUCUAAACAUGCUACAUUAAGAACAUUAAGGGACAUACAUUCUGAAGAUAAGGAUACAGCAAUAACUCUGUUAUUACAUUUCCCUCAAUGGCUGAAAUUAUUUGGAGAGCUACUUUCGAAUUCUGACAUCAUUUAAUAAACGUAUAUACAUAAAUUUAGAAAUAAAAUUGUAAUAAUGUUGAAUAUUAAAAUUAAUGUCUACUUUUGGUUUACCAUGUAAGAUUCAUUUUAAAGAGUGAAAAUUGUAAUUAUUUAAAACAUAAAAUAAUAAAA